AUGGAGCGACUGUUGAACAAAGUCAAGGCCGCUGUGAGUCGCUCUGCCCUUCUCCUCCUCUCUCCUCCCACCUCUCUCCUCCCACCUCUCUCCUCCCACCUCUCUCCUCCCACCUCUCUCCUCCCACCUCUCUCCUCCCACCUCUCUCCUCCUGUCCCCUCCCUCCUCUCUCUUCUCUCCUCUCUCCUCCUCUCCCCCUCCUCUAUUGUUACCCAUUUCUCUCCCACCCCUUCUCCGCAAUGCGGCUACAACACGGAGGCAGUGGCUCACUACAAUGGCAAGAUGCAAGCGCUGCUAAAGAAACACAACACCACGCCCUUUGCUCCUCUCCUCGGGAUCUUCCUGCAAGCGCCCAUCUUCAUCGGUUUCUAUUUCGCUAUCACAGGAAUGGCGGAGCACAUGCCAUCGUUCGCAACAGGGGGAGCUUUCUGGUUCACCGACCUCAGUACACCUGAUCCCACCUAUCUGCUGCCUCUCAUGUCCUCUGCUGGCAUCCUGGCUGCUGUGGAGCUGAACGCAGCAGAGGGCAUGGAGGGAGCACCCAAUGCAGCGCAGAUGAAGUGGUUCAUGCGAGGGCUUGCUGUGACCAUGGUGCCGCUCACUGUCACGUUCCCUAAGGCUGUGUUCUGCUACUGGAUCACCACCAACGUCUUCUCUCUUGUCCAGGGCCUAGCAAAGGAUGGCAUUGCUAAGAGCAUCCGGCUUGCAACUGCGGCUAAACGUCAGCCCAUCGAUACAAUGCUCACGCAGACGGCCCUCGCCUUUCUGAAGAAGCAGUUGUCGCAGACGGCUAUAGGAGUGGGGGCUGCAGGCACGCUCUACUGCUUCCUCGGAAUCUCCAUUCAGACUGCCAUCAGCUAUGGCAUCGGAAGCGCUGCCAGCUGCCUCUACCUGCUGCUUCUUUUCAACGACACUGACACCAUUGCCCCCGAGGACCUGCCUCCCGCCUUCCUCAUCGACCGGAACAAGCCCAAGAGGAAGGGCCUGGUUGACAGCCUAGCAACGGUCGACUCGCCCCAGAAGCUCCUGCAGGGCGCUCAGCUCGCCCUCUCCUCGCGCCGUCUGGCCGUGCCUGCUGCCCUCGUGCUGCUCUGGGCCUUCUCCGUGCAAUUCAGCGGCAGCGACCCCAACAGCUUGCACAUCGAG
Molecule: messenger RNA, 1146 nt
Organism: Closterium sp. NIES-65
Lineage: Eukaryota; Viridiplantae; Streptophyta; Zygnematophyceae; Desmidiales; Closteriaceae
Source: the annotation of a GenBank genome assembly